UUUUGUUAACAUCGUAAACAAACUAAAUUCCUGUAAAAAUAACCUUGUAACUAACAUCCAAAUGGCUUGAACUUCACAAGAAAUAAUCAUGAAAUACGCGAAAAUCGUCCUAACCUUACUAUUAUGUUCUUCAACGUACAUAGGAGACUAUAUAGUGUUUAAAUCCAAGUUUUCUUCAUCGCAAGUGUUUCGGGCAUUUUCGGACAGUGCCGUUCAUGCUACUAUAGGAUUCCUGUCUUCAUUGGUAUUCUUUAGCCAUGAGACUAGUGUUACGGGCCACGCAAAACUGAUGAACGUUAUAUUUUGUACGUUUAUAUCUAGUUUUAUAGACAUAGAUCAUGUCAUGGUGGCCCGGUCUUUACAUUGGAAGGAUCUCACCACCCUCAAGCAGCGAGGCAUAUUCCACUGCACAACCUUCUGGCUCCUCGUCACAAUACCUCUCCUAAUCUACAGCCACAUAUAUAAAAAACUAAACAUAUACAUCUUAACCUGGAUGCUUAUGCUAGCUUACACAAGCCACCACAUACGAGACGCAAACCGGAGAGGACUCUGGUUGUAUCCGUUUGGACAUACGUCUCCGCUGACUAAGUAUAUGUAUGUGUGUUUAACGGUGGUGUUGCCGCAUCUAUUUGGGUUGCUGAGUAGGCAUUGGAGGCCUAUGUUACUGAAGGAUACUACUGUGGAAUAUAUGCUGGUGUAAAACUGUUACAUAUAACCAAAUGAUAGAAGAUAUUUUCCACCAAAUGGAAAAAAAAAUGGACAGGGGCGAGCAACUAUUUGCAAGAUAAUAUUUAUGUGAGAUAAAGUCAACAAAGAGUUAAUAUAUUACAAAUCCGCAGACCCCAGUUAAGAAGCACUGUUCUGGAGCUAUUCACAGGUAUUUAAGUAUCUUCAUUUACAAGGAAGUUGUAAAAAAAGUCACACUACAAAAACCGAUUUAUUAAAUAUCACAAAUAAAAUCACAAUACAUACGGGGUGUCCCAGA
Molecule: messenger RNA, 985 nt
Organism: Cydia fagiglandana
Lineage: Eukaryota; Metazoa; Arthropoda; Insecta; Lepidoptera; Tortricidae
Product: transmembrane protein 267
Exons: 2
Coding region: 89-700 (203 amino acids)
Source: RefSeq, a predicted model, not a curated record